AUGGCUUUCAUGGCCGCCUCCCCGGCGACUCAAGAUGCGCUUGCGGGCUCAACAGCACCCCGCCCCUCCAACUUCAUGGACUUGCCACACGAAGUUCAGAGGGAGAUCAUCAGCCAUUGCCCAAGGCGCGUUCUAAUCUGCGUGGCCUUGGUAUCAAGGCACUUCCGCGACCUUGCUGCCGCCCAGCUGUACCGAGACUUCGAAAUCGUCUUCCCGGAUGAGGAGGAUCCCCAGUUCGACACUCCGGUCGAUCCUCUUGCCGGCGGAUUUGACACCUUUGUCACGAGUGACUACAACUAUGCGCAGUGUCUCAGGAGUCUGACUUUCGACACACUCUAUAUGGGCGACAAGGCCGAAGGCGCCUAUCGCCCAUAUUCGGCUAACUUGAGCUGCGGGAAGUUUAUGAACACGCUUCUUCUUCUGACAUUGCGCAAGGCUCGGGCGCUUGAGUCUUUUACGUGGAACAUCCGAGUCGAGCUCAGCCGUCCAGUCUAUAAAGAGCUGCACCAGAUCGCGUCUUUGUCACACGUUCACGUAAGACUCCAAGCAGGACCUUCGCAAUACGAAACGCCCCCGCCCCUUCCGUACAACCCAUCCCAGUCGAGCUCCCCGCCGGGGCCGGCCCACGGCGCGCCCAUAGCUUCCCUCCCUCCCCCCGCGCCAGCAUUUGGGCUCAUCCCCCCACCCCCUCCCCAGGGUUUCUAUGUGCCCACCUCAAGCAUGCUUCCGCCCCCAUUGCCCAAGCCACCUCGCACUAGAACUGCGAAGAAGGUGGCGGUGGGCAAGGAACCUCCAACUCUGUCUGGCUUCAGGGACCUCAAGAGUCUUUCUGUUCUCGACAUCGACACCCUCGACAUUGUAUCGGAACUCCAAGCCUGUCUGCGCAAUUCCGCGGGGACCCUCACGAAACUCGAGCUAUCCUUCUCGGAGAAACUUGCCUCGUCGGCCCGGAAACCCACCGAACCCGAGCCCGAAGACUCGGAUCAAGAGGACGAACUAAUGCCGAUACCAACACAGCCGCACGGACAAAACGAUGAAAUGAGCGGACCAGCUAAGGCUUUCCGCGCGCAGGAGGAGAGAAAGACGCAAGAUUCCAUUCUCGGCAGGAUUUUCGACGUCGAGACCACACCAGCUGAAAAGCUUCAAGCGAUUGUUGUCGAUUCUGAUAAGAAGAAGAAGGGGAAAAUCAAGACGGAGCAGGAGGUGGUCGACUUUAUUAAAUCGGUCGCUCCAAAGGUCUUGGGAGAACUGAACGGCACGAGCGAUUUUGUGGCUUCGCCCGAAACUAUUGAUAUGUUUGGUGCCGCGGCUCGAAAAUACAUGGAUGAAGCCAAGUCGCGGAAAGAGAAGCAGGCCGAGAGUUCGGGCGGAACAGGCUCCUCUUCCUCUGGCACCGUUGAAACGUCCGAUACCAGCACUACAGAGACAUCUGCAGAGCAGGUAUCCGCAGAUGUGCGUGCGGAGGAAAACGCCCCGGAGGUGAGCCUUUUUGGCGAAGCGAAGGGAGAGAAAAAGGACGCAGACCCCGAUGAUAUCGACAUCGAAGCGCCCGAGGAACAGCUCACCAUCGACCCCGAAGAGCCAUCAGCAGUUGAUUUCCAGGCCGAGGAAGAAGAAACCACGCCAACCGAGGUUUCUCCAUCCACGGCGGCGGCCCUUGUCGACACCAAAGCGGAAGAAUAUGCGAAGGUGAUGGCUACGUUGGAAUCGCGAAAAGCCGACUUCAAGGCUUUGGCUGAAGAACUGGAACUUUUCGAAUCUCAAGCCAACACCCUGGGCAAGGAGAUUCGGCGAUGGCGCGCCAACAAAUCGUCCAACGACAUAAACCACCUUCGAGAGGCCGAGUCGCAACUACUAGGGCUCACACGAAGCGUGCGCGACAUGCAAAAGGAGAUCAGCGCGUGCCAGAUCGCGAUAGAGAGCGCCGAGCCGGGACCGCCGGGCGAGAAGGACUCGCGUACCGAGCAAGCUCGUCACAUACGCGACUACAUUCGGCAAACGCGGGGCGUCGCCCUCGAAUCUCUCAGCAUCUAUCUCAUCCCUGUCAGGGCGUCGGUCCUGUCCAAAGCGGUUGACCUGCGCGCCCUUCGGCACCUGACGCUGCUCAAUGUCGGGAUCCAAGCACCUAUCUGGGCCUUGUUGGAUAGGGAGAACAAGGAGGCGCCGCUGCUGUUGCGCAAGAUUUCCACCGACAACGUCUCGCACAUCUUUUUGAGCUUUGUAUCAACUCUCGAGGAGCUGCACGACCUCUUCUUGCUUGAGCGGGAGAUCAAGGCCAAACCAGAGAGCCUUGCGCCCAGGACUCAAGUGACCAUGGACCAGAUCCGGCGAUUGGUCCUCAAGAAGCACAUGCCCAAGCUGCGGCGCCUAAUGAUCAAGAACAUGGCCGACACGAGCUGGGAUGUCGACGAUAAGACCGUUUUGCUGUGUUGUAGGCAGGGCAAGAAGCUCGAGGAACUGGCUUGCAGCAUGAGCAUACGAGCCAUGCACUGCCUGAUGCAGCACUUGCCCGGCCUAACCACCCUCCGGGUUCUACAUGUCAUCCACCUACGUAACGACGACACGUGCAUGUGGGUGAUGCGCGAGACUAAGCGAUUUCUCAUCGACAUAGUCUCGCAUUACCCUGAUCUGAAACUUAAGUUGGUCUCGAUAGAUGAAGAUGACCGUGUCGAUAAGCUCGUGCGGUUUCCAGAGCCUAAGAAGACUGCCCUCGAGAAGGAGGUCGGAGGUGGGGACGGGACGACGGCGACCAAGGGGAAGCAGAAGGCUCUAACCUCGAUUCCGACCCUAAUAUCGACGCUCUCGGUUAACGCCCUGUUGGAUUCGACAUCGGGCGUGGAGCUGGAUGUCCCUGCGCUCAUUGCGUCGGAACUAGGGGGGAUGGAGGAAGAGUCCUCGGACGAGGAGGACGAUGAGUCUAGUGGACAGAAGAUCGCCGUCUUUGAGGGGAUUGCGUUCUGCGAGGUGGCGGACGAGGCGGUGAUCUUCAAGAAGGAGGUUGUUACUGGCCGCCUCUAA
Molecule: messenger RNA, 3018 nt
Organism: Chaetomium globosum CBS 148.51
Lineage: Eukaryota; Fungi; Ascomycota; Sordariomycetes; Sordariales; Chaetomiaceae
Exons: 3
Coding region: 1-3018 (1005 amino acids)
Molecular function (GO): protein binding
Source: RefSeq, a predicted model, not a curated record